UUAAAAAAGCGGGAGCCACCGAAAAAUCCCCUAUUAAUGUAUUGAUUAUAGCUCCGGGUCCGUAUAGGUCGGCAUCUGGGUCCAGAUCCGGACCGCGAUCCGCCUGUUGCCGACCCCUGUUCUACAGCAUAUACAAUGAAGAAAGGAACCGUCUUCGCCUCUGAGCGCGGGAACAGAGGAACCAAGAAACAAGCCCACCCAAAGAACCCAACCCUGAGAAUGUGCCACUCUUUAGGGAACCAUACAAGACAAACAAAGGGGAUACUCUUUCCAAUCGAAUCCAGAGGAUGCUGGGUAGUUUUGAAGAUGUGAAUAAUCCCUGUCCCUUAGCCAUUGAGCCUUUACCCAUUCCUACUUAUGUAACCUUCUCACAGUCAGAUCAGGCUCAGCCAAACACAGAUAAACCAGCCAAGCCUCCAUUCCUUAACCAAGUCCACACGUCCAUCCCAAGUCAGAAAGCCCCCUCUUGUAACGGUUACUCCUCUCAGCCCAUGAGGACGUCCACUGCCCCUUCUCCUCCUAACCAGCAUGGACAUUCAUCCACUUUCUCGAAUAGGUCCUUAAACCACAGUCAGCUCGGCCUCUCAGCACAGCAACAAAAGAAGAGUGAAGCCCACUCAGGUCUCAGGGAGUGUGUCAGCCUUCCCCAGGAAAUGUCUUAUCAGUCUCCUGAUGACAAGCGGCCACCCUUCCCACAUUCCAUUGACCAUGAUAACUAUGACACGGACACUAGGGACACCUUUGAUAGACUUCAAGUUCAAGGGUCCACAGAUCACCACCCUGAGUCUGACAGCGCCAUGGAUGUUUCCACAUUUGACCUGAAACAGUCCCCCAAAGAUUCAUCUCUGCCUCAAGCAAACAAAGGUAACACACUACCUUCCCAGACCUUCCCUUCACUCCUGUCGUCGAAGCCGCCCAGCGUAGUCAUGACCCAGAAGCCCACAGCGUAUGUGCGGCCCAUGGAUGGUCAGGACCAUGUGGUCAGCGAGUCACCUAGGCUGAAGCUUUCACCAGAGCCAUAUGUACCUCUACCGGAGAUAAUCAACAAAUCUGCGCUAGGCAAAACCAAGUUGCUGCCACCAUUUUUGGAGACAAGGACAGAUGAGGUUCAGUGUGUCGAAGAAAUCUUGAGGGAAAUGACCCACUCAUGGCCUCCUCUCCUGACAGCCAUACACUCACCGAGCUCAGUAGAACCCUCCAAGUCUCCGUUCCCAGCCAAGGAAGCAGCGUGUCUCUCUUCAUGUCCUGUACAAAAAAACUACAAGUCCCCUCCAGCAAAUCCAUCCCAGCUCAUCAUCAUCACUUGAAGCAGCACAUUCCCGAGGGGUAGAGCCGGCCAGCUCCAGCGACUCAGAGUGUAGCUCAAGAUCAGAGUCGGAAAGUGAAAGCACCAUCGAGGAGCCGCCUCCACCCCCUGUGAGCAUCUCUGUUAAAACCGAGAAUUCGAACGGCACUUAUCAUGGCUGCCACUGAGGGACUUCCGGGUCAUUUCACUCCGUUAGGAAGGUUCCUAAGCUAAAUGGACUAUUCGACUGAAACCCUGGACUUUUACUUGUAACAGAGUAUUCCUACACUCUAGUAUUUCUACUUUUACUUAAGUACAAUAUCUGAGCACUUCUCCCACCUCUGCUAGCUAUUGAAAUCCGUUGUAGCUGUACGCUAAUGUAACUGUCACGACACUCAACACUCAUAGCACUCUCUAUGUUCAUGUGAAGGCACGUCCGGGUUUUCAUUUGGUGCCAAAACUACAGCACCAAUUGCAACAUUUGGCUUUGGCUCAGCAGCCGCCGCCGCCGCCUCAUUCGGAUUUGGCAGUAAGUCCAUAGAUCCGAUGGUCACUAAAGAGGGCACCUCUCCUCAUCUGAGCCCCAAUAAUCAAAGCUACUCGGCUGUGUUGUUGGGCAGUUGUAUUGAAGAGAUCGACUAGGUCUGUCUCAUCCAGAUUUGCAGGAACAGCAACUUAAACACCCACCUGCCACUUCAUUAGGUAGGCUACAUUUAAUGUGUAUUCAAUACAACAAUGCUGCCUCUACAUGCAUAAUAAUGUUCAGUUUACUUUGACACUGUAGGAGAGGUAUCACUUUAAAAACAUUGUUAUGAUUGAGCUAUUAGUAGGCAGUGGUGAUAGACUUGUAUUUAUUACUAAUAUUUUGUCUAUUGUAAGAGAAUAUUUUCAUCUGAUCUGUUUAUAGAGUCUUUUAUGGUUCCUUAGAGUCUGUGAUACUGCAAACAUCUGCUUGUAGUCAGUCAGAGACUUCUCUGUGGGUUGAGGUCACAGGUCAAACGCGUCUCCUAUGUCCGAGGGUUGACCUGGCAGCAUCUCUUUGAGACAAGCAGAUCAUUGUCUUGCAUCGGCUAAUUGAUUAUACGCGGGCUUUCUGGAAGCCCGCCUCUCCUCGUGUUGGUUAGAUGUUUUGUGUCUUUUGGUUCAGAGAGAUCGCUGGUGGAGCACUGGGCAUGUGUGAAACUUAGAUGAUCUCCCCGGCCGUUAUUGUCUGUACUGUGAUCAAUAAAACUCUUCAGUGCUCUUGGCUAACAACGGUUCCAGACUCCUUCAUUCUACCUCAACAUUGCAACAACAGAAGUUUACCUUCACAUUUUGGCGUCUACGAAUAGGAUGCCGAGAUUUCUUCAGAAGGCUGGUGGAAAGGUCCUUUCCAGGUAUUAAUAGUGACCAGAACAGCCCUGAGAGUACAAGGUAGAGCGGAGUGGAUUCACGCUUCAAGAUGUCGUCUCUCUCCUCU
Messenger RNA from Gymnodraco acuticeps, 2744 nucleotides. RefSeq names its product AF4/FMR2 family member 1-like. The record is from RefSeq and is a predicted model, not a curated record. NCBI's taxonomy places the organism in Eukaryota, Metazoa, Chordata, Actinopteri, Perciformes, Bathydraconidae. Gene Ontology annotation, cellular component: super elongation complex. Gene Ontology annotation, biological process: regulation of gene expression. The transcript has 9 exons. The coding region runs from base 288 to 1307 and encodes 339 amino acids.